Paramuricea clavata is the source of this 399-nucleotide messenger RNA. The record is from the annotation of a GenBank genome assembly. NCBI's taxonomy places the organism in Eukaryota, Metazoa, Cnidaria, Anthozoa, Malacalcyonacea, Plexauridae.
AUGCGAAUCGAGAAUGGCAGGACCAAGAAGUAUACGUGUAAACAAAGAGCACAGACUGCACAGUUGCUUGGUAACAGGCCAGCGAUCCAACUAAAUUAUAGGCUAGAAAGCUCGAGAUAUCGACGAUUUUGGAAUUCCCACCAGAAGAUGAUUAACCAACCAGAAUUCCCACCAGAAGAUGACUACCGAGCGAAGCAUAUCGAUCGACGGAUGCGUUGGAGAACACUUUUUUUAUCUCAAUCCAGAGAAUGUAAUGGUCGCACUCAACAUACCUUCGGAUUUAACUCAAACCGAACACCUCCCCCAAUCGCUGAAAUGGCUAAAUUUGAGAAAAGAAUGACCAACAUGAUUGCAUGCAUAUUUAAAAUUCAAGAAAGUCAACUGCCCAUUCCAAAAUAG